Molecule: messenger RNA, 1119 nt
Organism: Menidia menidia (Atlantic silverside)
Lineage: Eukaryota; Metazoa; Chordata; Actinopteri; Atheriniformes; Atherinopsidae
Source: the annotation of a GenBank genome assembly
AUGGCUAGUUGUGGAGAGGUCGACCACUCUGUUAGCUCUCUUCCAUCCAGUAAGAAAGGCAGCAGCAGUGGUGGCGGAAGUGGAAAUAGCGCAGAAUCCUCGUGUUCCGGCUCCAGCGGCUCUUCCCCAGCCCUGUCUGUGCCAGAGUGUGCCAUCUGUCUGCAGAGCUGCGUGCACCCAGUCCAACUGCCCUGCCAUCACGUCUUCUGUUUCCUGUGUGUGAAGGGGGCGUCCUGGCAGAGUAAACGCUGUGCUCUCUGCAGACAGGAAGUGCCGGAUGACUUCCUGGAAAGGCCGACUCUUCUCUCCCCUGAGGAGCUGAAAGCCUCGGCAGGAGGUCGGGCUGGUGCGGCCAGCGACCAUGCCUGGUAUUACGAGGGCCGUAAUGGCUGGUGGCAGUACGACGAGCGAACCAGCCGUGAGCUGGAGGACGCUUUCUCCAAGGGCAAGAAGACGGCGGAAAUGCUUAUUGCUGGUUUUUUGUACGUAGCUGACUUGGAGAACAUGGUGCAGUAUCGGCGCAACGAGCAUGGCCGUAGGCGCAAAAUGAAGAGGGACGUUUUGGACAUUCCCAAAAAGGGAGUGGCUGGACUGCGUCUGGACACUGAAGCUGGUAGCGGGGCCCUGGGAGCAACAAGUCGCGAAAGCUCUGCUGAUGGGGCCGAUACCACAGUAGCAGGUGUCCAGCAACAGGUCACAGGUGUUUCUACUGUUCCAGCGCCCACAGCUGCUGCCCGUCCUUCUGCUGCCCUCAGGGGUCAGCCCGACUCCCGAACAAGCCCCGAACUGGAAGAUGCCCUUUCCCAGCUACAAAUCAGCCCUCGGCCUGGGCUGGGUGAAGGGGAGGAGGAAGACGAAGAGGAGACUUCACCCUCUAGGUCCUCUGAUCCUCACACCUCUGUGGACGAGUCUGGCUCUGGAGACUGGAGUGACGAUGAGGAAGAGGAGGGGGGAGACGGGGAGCAUGUGGAGCCUUGGGAGGACCGGCCUCGGGGACAAAGACUGGCGCCAGAGGACAGAGCACCUCCUCGUGCAGAACCUGCCUCUCCCCCUACCUCAUCCAGCAGUAGUGGAAGGUCCAGAAUGCCUGACGGCCAGUGUACAGUGACUGAAGUGUGA